UUUUUUUGUAUCGGAGGAAUCAACAGCCGCCAUCUUGACGCGGCUCAGAAUCGGGAUUUCGGGGGGAGCAUUAAUUUUAAAAACCGACCGGAGCUGCCCAGACCGGCAUCAAACGGCUUUUUUCGUGCGGAAGAUCUAGCACUAGCGGUUCCGAUCUGGAUUAAUGCGAACAUGUGAGGGUUCUGUGGGUUUUUAUCGUCUCCAAAGCCCACUGUAUAUUUGAUUUCCCUUUUAGAGAGCGCCGCUUCUCGCCGUAUCUCCGUCCCGAGACGCUGAAUUUACCGGGAGACAGCGACAAGAAAAAUAAUCCGCCUCAUAGGAAAUAUUUUUUGAAUUUUGAUCUUUUUAUUUAAGCCAAAAACUGAUUUUAUGGCUGCUCAUUUCGACUGCGAAAAAAUGAUUCUGUACAGACGUGAAACCGGCGAUCUGCGGAGAAAGGGAUUUGCUUACGCUUUGUGUAAUAUUUUAUGAUUGAUUUUUAUUUAUUUUUCUCUAACUGAAAUAAUUUUUGGACGUAAUUAUUGAGGAUAAUUAUGUGGGUGUUGGGUGUUGGAUUAUCAUGGGGUGAUCUUCGGCGGCGGAGCGUGGCGCUGUUGCCUUUCUUUUGAAGCCUUUUUCUCCAGGCAGCAUUUCGCCAGUCAAGAAAAAAAAAACUGUGAAAUUGCUCCUUUACGCUAACAUUAGUGGAAGUUAGCGGACAUUACGAGCCAGACGACCGGGACUCAUCUGCUCUUAAUUCCUGCGCCAACAUUCAUUCAUAAUAGUCGCCGGGCAGGAUGGCUGAAAAUCUGCUGGAAGUCGGACCCCCCACUGCAAAGCGACCCAAGCUGAAUUCUCCUCUCUCCGGAUCGGAUGGCCCAGAUCUCGUAUCUCUGUUUGACCUGGAAAAUGACCUUCCGGAUGAGCUCAUCCCCAAUGGAGACCUGGCAAUGGGAAUGUCCUCUAAUGGGGGCCCGGGUGGAGGAGGUCCUGGUCUCAACUCAAUCGUUCCCGAUGCAGCUGCUAAACAUAAGCAGCUUUCUGAGCUCCUGCGACCAGGAAGCUCCUCCAUCUUAGGAGGCGGUCUCAACUCUGGCAGCCCCCAACAGGGAGGCAUGGUGGGGAGCCAGCUGGGUGCUGUGCUGGGUAAAAGCCCAUUGGGGCAGGGCUCACCCAAUCACCAGUCUCCACAGGGCCAGAAAGGAGGGGCUUCUGGACAAGGUAAUGGAAGCACAGGUAUGGGCUUCAACCAGGCCAUGCUGAACAGCGGGCAGGGUCACGGUGUCAUGGGCCAGGCUGGACAGGUGAUGAACGGGGCUAUGGGACCAGCAGGCCGUGGGAGACCGGGGCCCGGCAUGCAGUACCAGGGCCCAGGCAUGCAGGGGGCCCCAGUGGGAGCUGGACCCGGUGUUGGAGGCAGUGUGCUGGCAGAGACUCUUACUCAAGGAGGGCCCCAGAUGGGUGCUCACAACGCGCUGAACGCUCAGCAAGCUGGAAACAUGAACAAGAUGACGAUGUCUGGAGCUCCGUUCGGCCAGCAGUAUGGUCAGGCUGGGGUGCAGCAGAUGGGGGCGGCGGGGGUCAACGCCCAGCAGCUCCAGAACAAAACGGCCCUGUCCAACAACCUGCCCCAGUUCCCUGCCGAGAUGAAGGGAGCUGGAAGUGUGCCGAACAUGUCCCAGAUGCAGCAGCAGGUAGCUUCGAUGGGGAUGGUCCCCGGGGCCGGGGGUGUAUCAGCGGGGCCCACAGCCGACCCCGAGAAGCGAAAACUCAUUCAGCAGCAGCUGGUCCUGCUGCUCCACGCACACAAGUGCCAGCGGCGGGAGCAGGCCAACGGGGAAGUGAGGAACUGCACUCUGCCCCACUGCCGCACCAUGAAGAACGUCCUCAACCACAUGACCCACUGCCAGGCCGGCAAGGCCUGCCAGGUGGCUCACUGUGCAUCAUCCAGACAGAUCAUCUCCCACUGGAAGAACUGUACACGGCAUGACUGUCCGGUCUGCCUUCCCCUGAAGAAUGCCAGUGACAAGAGGAAUCAGCAGCCUAUGCUAAGUUCCCCGGGGGCUGGCCUGCAGAAUGCCAUCACCACGGUUGGUCCCGGCCAGCCCAGCGCCACAGCCAUCAACAGCGCUGCCACACACAUUGACCCCAGCUCCAUGCAGAGGGCCUACGCAGCCCUGGGCCUGCCGUACGGGAAACAGUCCACUGCUCAGGUCCAGGGCCAGGGUCCAGCUCAGCAAAACCCCCAGGGCCCCCAGCACCAGCAGCUGCGAAACAUGAACCAGCUAGGCACUAAUCAGAUGAACCAGAUGGCAGGAGGCAUGGGGACCUCCUCCUCAGACCAGACCGGCAUGCACUCCGACUCCUCUCUACCCUCCACACUCAACAAUCAGCUGAUGCCGGACGGGUCAGUCGUAUCCGGUAUGGGAAGCCUGCCUGCUGCCACCCCCCUCUCUGCUACCGGGGUGAGGAAGGCCUGGCAUGAACACGUCACUCAGGACCUGCGCACCCACCUGGUGCACAAACUAGUACAAGCCAUAUUCCCCACCCCAGACCCUGCAGCACUGAAGGACCGGCGAAUGGAGAACCUGGUGGCGUAUGCACGCAAGGUGGAGGGUGACAUGUACGAGUCAGCUAACAGCAGGGAUGAGUACUACCAUUUCCUGGCAGAAAAGAUUUACAAGAUCCAGAAGGAACUGGAGGAGAAGAGGCGCUCCCGGCUGGGGAAACAGCCUGGCAUGGUUGGUGCAGCUGGACCUCCUCAGCCUGUGAUGGCUCAGCCCAACGCCAUGGGCCCAGGGCAGGCAGUCCGACCUCCCAAUGGACCUGCCCCGAUGCCCAGCAUGCCAAAUCAGAUUAUGAACCGUAUGCCGGUUCCCCAAGGAAUCAAUCAGUUUAACUCGAUGGCAAUGCAGAAUGCACAGAUGUCUCAGGCACCCAUGGGAGGGAGGGCUCCUUCCCCCAUGAACCAUCCACAGCAGAUGAACAUGAGCUCCGUGCCAGCGAUGGGUAUGUCUCCAUCCAGGAUGCCUCAGACUCAAGGAAUGAUGGGUACUCAUGCUAACAACAUGGUCUCUCAGCCGACCAGCCAAGGCCAGUUCCUGCCCCAGGGCCAGUUCUCUGUAGCUGCAGGAGGAGCCAUGAAUGUGAAUAUGGGCUUGGGACAGGCCAUGCCACAGGCUGCUGUCGCUCAGCCCCAGCAGAACUCUAACCUCCCUCUGAAUGCGCUGGGCUCCCUGAGCUCCCAGCUGCCCUGCGGCCCUACAGCUCAGCCUGCUCUGGGCUCCACCCCCCCACCCGGUGCUUCUGCCAGCCUGCAGCCCCAGCAGCAGCAUCACGCCCCCCCGCAGGCCCAGGGGCCACAGCGACCCUCCACUCCCGCAUCCACGGGCGGACCCUCCUCCACCCCAACCCACAUACCCAGCAGUCUCCCCGGUCCCCCCUCAGCCAUGGGCACACCACCUGACCCCUCUCAGCCGCUUACGCCCCUGCAGCCCCAACCCGACCCCCCCAACCAGAUGCAGCAGCCCGCCUCGGUUCAGGCCCAGCACCCCAGCACACCGCUGUCCCAGGCAGCAGCGAGCAUCGAUAACAGAGUUCCUACCCCCGGCUCUGUGGCUGAGCUGAGCUCCCAGCAGGCCCUGCCGGACAUGAGCAGCACUGAAGCCAAACCUGAAGUGAAAGAUGAAGAAGACGACAGCGGCUCUGGGAAGAAACACAAUGAUGUCAAAAUGGAGCAGGAUGAUGAAACCAAACCCCCACCAGUAAAGAAGGAGGAGUCGGAUGCAGCAGAACCAAAGCAGGAACCAAUGGAAACCGAGGAGAAGAAGCCAGAAGUGAAGGCAGAACCCAAAGACGAGGAGGAAAGUGGGGCCAGCAGCACGUCGGCCGCUUCCGCCGCUCAGAACCGCAAGAAAAUUUUCAAGCCAGAGGAGCUGAGACAAGCCCUGAUGCCGACGCUGGAGGCCCUCUACAGGCAGGACCCGGAGUCUCUGCCCUUCAGACAGCCUGUGGACCCCAUGCUGCUGGGCAUCCCUGACUACUUUGACAUCGUGAAGAAUCCUAUCGACUUGUCCACCAUCAAACGGAAGCUGGACACGGGUCAGUACCAGGAGCCGUGGCAGUAUGUGGACGACGUGUGGCUCAUGUUCAACAACGCCUGGCUGUACAACCGCAAAACGUCCCGCGUCUACAAGUACUGCACCAAGCUGGCAGAGGUGUUUGAAACAGAGAUCGAUCCUGUCAUGCAGAGUCUGGGCUACUGCUGUGGCAGAAAGUACGAGUUCUCACCCCAGACGCUGUGUUGCUAUGGCAAACAGUUGUGUACCAUCUCCAGGGAUGGCACCUACUACAGCUACCAGAACAGGUAUCACUUCUGUGAGAAGUGCUUCAACGAGAUCCAGGGCAACAGUGUGACCCUGGGGGACGACCCGGCACAGCCUCAGACCAUGAUUUCAAAAGAACAGUUUGAAAAGAAGAAAAAUGACAUGUUGGACCCUGAACCGUUUGUUGAAUGUAAAGACUGUGGGCGAAAGAUGCAUCAGAUCUGUGUGCUGCACUACGACGUCAUCUGGCCGUCAGGCUUUAUCUGUGACAACUGUUUGAAGAAGUCUGGAAAAACAAGAAAGGACAACAAAUUUUCAGCCAGAAGGCUGCAGUCUACGAGGCUGGGGACGUACAUCGAGGACAGAGUCAAUAAGUACUUGAAAAGGCAGAACCACCCAGAGGCUGGAGAGGUGUUUGUACGAGUGGUGGCCAGCUCUGACAAAACUGUGGACGUGAAGCCUGGCAUGAAGUCUAAGUUUGUGGACUCGGGCGAGAUGACGGAGAGCUUCCCUUACAGAACCAAAGCACUUUUUGCAUUUGAGGAAAUAGACGGAGUGGAUGUUUGUUUCUUUGGCAUGCACGUCCAGGAGUACGGCUCAGAGUGCCCCUUCCCCAACACCAGACGGGUUUACAUAUCAUACCUCGACAGCAUUCACUUCUUCAGACCACGUCUGCUGAGGACUGCAGUGUACCAUGAGAUCCUAAUAGGCUACCUGGAGUAUGUGAAGAAACUUGGGUAUGUGACGGGUCACAUCUGGGCCUGCCCACCCAGUGAAGGAGAUGACUACAUUUUUCACUGCCACCCUCCUGACCAGAAGAUCCCCAAACCCAAGAGGCUCCAGGAGUGGUACAGGAAGAUGCUGGACAAGGCUUUUGCAGAGAGGAUCAUACAUGAUUACAAGGACAUCUUCAAGCAGGCGACAGAAGACCGGCUGACCAGCGCCUACGAGCUGCCCUACUUUGAGGGCGACUUCUGGCCUAAUGUCCUGGAGGAGAGCAUCAAGGAGCUGGAGCAGGAGGAGGAGGAAAGGAAGAAGGAGGAGAACACGGCCUCCUCUGAAACCACAGAGGGAGCCCACGCUGACAGCAAAAAUGCCAAGAAGAAGAACAACAAGAAAACCAACAAAAACAAGAGCAGCGUCAGCCGAGCCAAUAAGAAAAAGCCUGGGAUGCCGAAUGUGGCCAACGACCUGUCCCAGAAGCUCUACGCCACCAUGGAGAAACAUAAGGAGGUGUUUUUUGUCAUCCACCUCCAUGCCGGGCCGGUCAUCAACACGUUGCCUCCCAUCAUGGAUCCUGACCCCAUGCUGACCUGUGACCUGAUGGACGGGCGGGAUGCCUUCCUGACGUUGGCCAGAGACAAGCACUGGGAGUUCAGCUCGCUGAGAAGAUGCAAAUGGAGCACGAUGUGCAUGUUAGUGGAGCUCCACAACCAGGGCCAGGACCGCUUUGUGUACACUUGUAACGAGUGUAAGCACCAUGUGGAGACACGCUGGCACUGCACCGUCUGUGAGGACUACGACCUAUGCAUUAACUGCUACAACACUAAAGGCCACGAGCACCAGAUGGUGAAGUGGGGUCUGGGUAUCGACGACGACAGCAACGGUCAGGGCGGAGAGGCCUCCAAGAGCCCUCAGGAGAGUCGACGUCUCAGCAUCCAGCGCUGCAUCCAGUCCCUGGUCCACGCCUGCCAGUGCCGCAACGCCAACUGCUCUCUGCCUUCAUGCCAGAAGAUGAAAAGGGUGGUUCAGCACACCAAGGGCUGCAAGCGCAAGACCAACGGUGGCUGUCCCGUCUGCAAGCAGCUGAUCGCUCUGUGUUGUUAUCAUGCCAAGCACUGUCAGGAGAACAAGUGUCCCGUUCCGUUCUGUCUCAACAUCAAGCACAAACUCCGUCAGCAGCAGCUGCAGCACCGGCUCCAGCAGGCUCAGAUGAUGCGGCGCAGAAUGGCCACCAUGGCUGGGAGGGGUAUGCCCCUACCAUCUCCACCUACCUCAGCUGCCCCCGACACCCCAAAUUCUGUGCAGCAGCCUACUACCCCCCAGACUCCUCAGCCCAUGCCCAGCCAGCCCCAGCAACAGCAGCCGCCAAACCCUGCCAGCAUGGCCCAGGGCUUCCCCAGCAACGGCCGCAGCAGUCAGCCCCCAACACCCGUACCGCAGGGUAAACCAGGGCCUCAGUCGUCUCCUCUCCAUCAGCAGCAGUCGCCUAUGCCUACCAUGCCACACCAACAGCAGCCCCAGCCUCCGCAGCAGCAGCCCCAGCAGCAGCAGCAGCAGCAGCAGCAGCAGCAGCCUCUGCUGGCAGCCCUGAAGGUGGCCAGGCAGAUUGAGAUGGUCGCCAAGGCAAAGCAGCAGCAGAAUUAUGCCAUGAAUGGAAUGCCCAUGAACCAUCCACGCAUGAUGGGGCAGAUGCAGGGCCAGAUGCAGAUGAUGCAGGGGCCACGGGGCCCCCAGGUGAUGCCGGCUAUGCAGCAAGGCCAGUGGGGUCCGGGGAUGCAGAACCCCCAGGGCCAUCAGCCACAGGUUCCUCCUCAACAAGGCCCCAUAGCCCCUCAGCAGGCUCAGGGAACCCCGAUGCCCCAGAGCCAGCUCAUGCAGAGGCCCAUGAUGCCUCAGCAGCAGGGCCUCCAGAUGCCUGGGGUCAUGCCUCCCCAGGGGCCCCCACAGCAGGGCAUGACGCCACAGCAACAGAACAUGUCUCGGGUGAUGACGAGUAACAUCGCUCCGAGCGCCCUGCAGGAUUUACUGCGCACCCUGAAGUCUCCCACGUCCCCGCAGCAACAGCAGCAGGUCCUGAGCAUCCUGAAGUCCAACCCCCAGCUCAUGGCGGCGUUCAUUAAGCAGAGGACAGCCAAGUAUCAGGCCAACCAGCCGCCGCAGCAGCAGCAGAACCCUCAGGCCAUGCUGGGGGCCCAGGCGGGCAUGCAGGCCAUGGCAGCCAUGGCUAACCAGGUCCAGAGGCCGGGGAUGGCGCCUCAGCAGCAGCCUCCUCAGCAGGCCGGGCCCCAGGGCAUGGCACCCAUGGGCCCCCAAGGCCAGAUGAUGAAUGCUGCUCAAAAUGGCAAUCCUCAGCUGUACCGCAGACAGCACCUGCUCAGGAUGCAGCAGAUGCAGCAGCAGGCGCAGCAGCAGCAGGGAGGCUUGCCUCAGGGCCACGGCCAGUUCCCCCAGCAGCAGCCGGGGCCCGCCAGCUACUCUCAGCUCCGUAUGCAGCAGCAAAUGGCUAUGCAAGGAGGCGGGGGGCCCAUGGGACAACUCCCACCCACAUCCCAAAUGGGCAUGGGCAUGGACGGGCCCCAGAACCUCCUCCAGCAGCGCAUGCUUCAGCAGCAGCAGCAGCAGAUGAUGAAGCAGCAGAUGGGCUCUCCGGCACAGGCCAACUCCAUGAGUCCACAGCCUCACAUGCUCCAAGGCCAAGCCCAGGGAGGCGCUCACUUACCUGGCCAGACGAUGGCAAACACUUUGGGAAACCAGGUGCGCUCGCCAGCCCCAGUGCAAUCGCCCCGCCCACCUUCGCAGCAGGCCCCUCAUUCCAGCCCCUCCCCUCGGAUACAGCCCCAGCCGUCGCCUCAGCACGGUGCCCUCCACUCCAGCUCUCCCCACCCCAGCCUAGGAGGCCCCAUGUCCGGCUCCAUGGAGCAGGGACACAUGGGGACGCCGGAGCAGAGCGCCAUGCUUCCACAGCUCAACACACCGAACCGAGGGGGGUUAAGCAGUGACAUGGGGAUGGUGGGCGACACGACGGGAGACACGCUAGAGAAGUUUGUUGAAGGAUUGUAGCAUUUUGAGACCGGAAAAAGGCCUUGUUCUGUUUUCAGCUGAGAACUUUUUCUACUUGCGGAUGUAAAAAGCUAAAAGAAAAACAAACGACGAGUCUUACGAGGCCUACGGACUGUGAACUUUCCUGAAACCAAGGACUACUUUUCUUACCACACAGAGUGAUUUAAUAAUUGCUGUUGAAAAGAAGACAAAGACACAAAGAAUAUAUUUUUGGUUCAGACCAGCCUUGCAAGAACUCGCCCUGGUCUUUGUGUUGUUUUCAUUUGUUUUUCAUUUGUUAUGCUCUGAUAAUGACUUUUUAAAAAAAACUUCUCAAAACAAAAAAUACUUCAUUUUAUUAUUAUUCUUUUUUUGUUUUGUACGUUUGCAAAUUAAUAUUGUAUUUGUGUUGAGAAGACUGUAAAGUUAUUUGUUGCCAGGUUUCACCUCUUGCUCAGUUUCUCUGUUCCUGGCUAAUUUAUUCUAAUAUGCCAUUUUUCAAAAGGACUGCCUUUAGGAAAGCCUUAAUUUCUUUCCUGUUCGCAGACUCUAAAGGAGAUUAACGUAUUUGUAUAGAUCUAGGAACUAUUGCACACACCCAAACACAACAUGCAGGUUUACGACAUCCUGCACUGAAGCUCGUUCAUGUUCACAGGUGCCGGAAUGUUCUUUUACUGGCCUGGGCCCAGUGUUUGUCUUGCAGAUGUUUAAAAAUUGCUUUGUCUCUCCUUCAGUCUGAAGAACUUCUCAUUAUGUCCUGAACCUCUUUUGCCUGUGGUGGGAAAUCAACUUGUUUGACUGCUGAUUUGUGUUCAGAGAGAGUUUGGUGCAUCGUUUUCUCUCGCAUUAAACUUGAAUUGAUGAUAAACUAUUCUCUCAUGUAAAUCAUGCAGCUGGACAGUACUGUAAAUAUGCAGAAAAUAAGAAUGAAAUCACUGUACAAACUGGUUCAAAUGGCUCAUUUCGUACUUAUAUACCAUAUUGUUAAAUAAACCUGUGUGCCACAGA
Molecule: messenger RNA, 9074 nt
Organism: Acanthochromis polyacanthus (spiny chromis)
Lineage: Eukaryota; Metazoa; Chordata; Actinopteri; Pomacentridae
Gene: crebbpb
Product: CREB binding protein b
Exons: 31
Coding region: 777-8087 (2436 amino acids)
Biological process (GO): positive regulation of transcription by RNA polymerase II
Cellular component (GO): transcription regulator complex; histone acetyltransferase complex; nucleus
Molecular function (GO): zinc ion binding; protein binding; chromatin DNA binding
Source: RefSeq, a predicted model, not a curated record